AGUUUUCGUAUCAAAUUAACCUAACAAAAUCCCCAUUUUUCUCCACAACGGAAGAGAGCGGAGGCAAAAUUGCUCCAACUGAAAAUCUCUGAUCGAUUCAAUGGCUGCGCCGAAAAGCUACUUCCCCAGAGCCAACUACAGAUUUCUCCCCACUGAUCGGGAAACCACUAACAACUCGAUGAUCUUCGAGCUCGACGAAUCGGACGUCUGGAACUCCGACGGCCGCUCGCUCUCGCCGGAUUGCCGCAAGCAGAGUUCCAGAAUUUCCAGGAAGCCGGCGGCGAGGGGAUCGUUGACCGGACCUGCUUCCCUGCCGGUCAACAUUCCGGACUGGUCGAAGAUCCUGAAGGACGAGUACAGAGACAAUCGCCGGAGAGACAGCGACGACGACGACUUCGACUUCGAAGAGGACGAGGCGGCGGAGAACGGUGGCCGCGUUCCGCCGCAUGAGUUUCUGGCGAGGACUAGGAUCGCCUCGUCGGUGCAGGAAGGGAUCGGGAGGACGCUCAAGGGCAGGGAUCUGAACAGGGUUAGAAACGCGAUUUGGCUGAAAGUCGGGUUUCAGGAUUGAUCGAUUCAACCUCAAUUCUAUUUUUGAUUAAUUAAUAACUGCAAUUUUUGGUUUCGUUUUUUGUUUUUUCUUCUUUUAAAUUGGGGGAAUGCUUUUCUUAUUAUAUGAAAAGCCGUAUUUAACCAUGAGCGAUUGGUAAUCAAAACUUUGUGUUUGAUUUCCACUUUUCUGAGAGUAUAUGUAUACAUAUCGGAUUCAUCAAAUUUUAAUUUCUCUUUGCCAUUUUCA
Salvia hispanica is the source of this 799-nucleotide messenger RNA. RefSeq names its product transcription initiation factor TFIID subunit (Protein of unknown function, DUF584). The record is from RefSeq and is a predicted model, not a curated record. Lineage: Eukaryota; Viridiplantae; Streptophyta; Magnoliopsida; Lamiales; Lamiaceae.